Piliocolobus tephrosceles (Ugandan red Colobus) is the source of this 948-nucleotide messenger RNA. RefSeq names its product hematopoietic prostaglandin D synthase (gene HPGDS). NCBI's taxonomy places the organism in Eukaryota, Metazoa, Chordata, Mammalia, Primates, Cercopithecidae. The coding region runs from base 174 to 773 and encodes 199 amino acids. Gene Ontology annotation, molecular function: glutathione transferase activity. The record is from RefSeq and is a predicted model, not a curated record. The transcript is spliced from 6 exons. Gene Ontology annotation, biological process: glutathione metabolic process.
GCAUGCGUGUUUUAUCUAAGAAAAGAAGGAAGAGCGUUACGUGGAAGGAAGUUGCCUGUCCUCUCAUUGGUUUGUGAUUAUCACUUACUCAUCAUAUAAACUCAAGGUGCAGUCACAUACCCAGGGAUACAGGACACGACAGACUCCUGAGAGACACAACACAGAAUUGCACCAUGCCAAACUACAAACUCACUUAUUUUAAUAUGAGGGGGAGAGCAGAAAUUAUUCGUUACAUAUUUGCUUAUUUGGACAUACAGUAUGAAGAUCACAGAAUAGAACAAGCUGACUGGCCUGAAAUCAAAUCAACUCUCCCAUUUGGAAAAAUCCCCAUUUUGGAAGUUGAUGGACUUAUCCUUCACCAGAGCCUAGCAAUAGCAAGAUAUUUGACUAAAAACACAGAUUUGGCUGGAAACACAGAAAUGGAACAAUGUCAAGUUGAUGCUAUUGUGGACACACUGGACGAUUUCAUGUCAUGUUUUCCUUGGGCAGAGAAAAAGCAAGAUGUGAAAGAGCAGAUGUUCAAUGAGCUGCUCACGCAUAAUGCGCCUCAUCUGAUGCAAGACUUGGACACAUAUUUAGGGGGGAAAGAGUGGCUUAUUGGUAACUCUGUGACUUGGGCAGAUUUCUACUGGGAGAUUUGCAGUACCACGCUUUUGGUCUUUAAACCUGACCUGUUGGACAUCCAUCCAAGGCUGGUGACUUUACGGAAGAAAGUCCAAGCCAUUCCUGCCAUCGCUAACUGGAUAAAACGAAGACCCCAAACCAAACUCUAGCUGAUCCAUGUUGCCUUCAAGUUUGUUGUUCUUGGGGCAUCUCUCUCACCAGAUAAGACAGGUACAUCAGCCUGCCAGAUAAUCCAUAUGUUCCCUCCCCAACUCCACCAAGAUUUCCACCUUAGCCAUAUUCUGAUUUUUAAAAAGGAAAACACAAACAAAUCUUUCUGCAGUA